AUGACAAGCCCGUUUGAUGUUCUGACAGAAGAUCAGGGUAGCAAACAGUCUGACAUUCAGAGUGGCCAAUUACAGAACUCGGAUUUAGGGCCUUUCGUACAGGAUGUUGCUCCUGGAUCCGGUGUCAUCGCUGUAGAGCAUCAACAUCAACAUACAACGGACAGACAGGAGGUCAUUAACGGACUACCAGGGACUCAUGGUAAUGAAAUAGAUAACGGAACAGGAUUCUUGCCGAAAAAUGAUGGAGAUGAAAUUGCGUUUAAACAGGAAAACGACAUUGACAGAAUAGACAGCGCUGUGAGAGAAAGUGGACGCUCGAUAUCACAGUCGAUCGAGCAAGAACACAACAGCCAGACAGAAAGCGAACUGAUAUUAACAGCGACCAAACAAGAACAUUUCCAACCAGCUAAUGCUGUAUCUAAGACAAACAUCAAGCAAGAACCAACUGCAGAACCAGCUGUGAAACCAGAAGUGGUACCAGUUGUAGAGCCAGUAACAGAGACAGUAAAGACAGUUAGCGAACAAAAAGCUUUCAACUUCGUUGCAGAGUCUGCUCUAAAGAUGAAUAUUAAAUCAGAUUCUGAGCCAGUUUUCGAGCCCGUUGCAGAACCCGCUUCAAGAUCCUCAUCUACGGCAUCAACACCUCCCAAGACUAGGAAAAAGCCCAAGCCAAAGGUACCAAAACGACUAAAACAGCCAGAAGAGCUUUUGGACAUGACUCAGUAUACUCCUGGGGCAUACAAAACAUGGAUCAACCAGGAACUCCGUCAGGAUGUUGCUAUGUUACAUCAUGUAUUCCAGGAAUCGAGACGAUUAAUAGUGGUAACCGGAGCAGGCAUAUCGGUAGCAGCAGGAAUCCCCGAUUUUCGAUCACAGCAAGGCUUGUUUGUAUCACUCAAGCAAGAACUGAGUUUAAAAAGUAGCGGAAAAGCUAUGUUUGAUGCAUCUGUUUAUCAAGAUAGCACUUCAUUAGCCAAUUUCCAUACAACAGUUCGAGAUUUACACAAGCUAUGUACAUCUUGUGCCCCGACGCCAUUUCAUAAAUAUCUCGACGAUGUAGCUGGGCAGGGGCGAUUGGGUAGGUUAUACACGCAAAACAUCGACUGUUUAGACUCGUCAUUGAGUAAUCUCAGUUCACAAGUACCACUAAAAUAUCCGUGGCCUAAAACUAUUCAACUACAUGGGACUAUAGGAACCAUGGUAUGUGUUCGAUGUCACUGGCUAGGACCACUAGAUCCGGAAAUAUUCACUGAUAGCGGAGCUCCUGAUUGUCCAGAAUGUCUUGAACUGGACUCAGUUCGAGCUGUGGCUGGAAAAAGAUCUCAAGGUAUUGGCAAGCUGAGGCCCCGAAUCGUGCUAUACAACGAAGCCAACCCUGAUGCUGAAGCUAUCGGGUCUGUUACAGAAGAAGACCUAAGCUGUAAACCAGACGGGCUUGUGGUAGUAGGAACCUCGUUGAAGAUACCUGGAGUGAGGAGGAUUGUAAAAGAAAUGGCCCAAGCCGUUCACCAUGCCAAAGGAGCAGUAGUGUGGCUAAAUGUCGACGAGCAUCCACAACUUAACAAUCAGUUCGAAGGCUGUUUUGAUUUAUUUGUAAAAGGAGACUGUCAGCUGGUGCCACAAUUAAUACAGGACUACGAGCAAGAAAGGGUCGAACUGGAACUGGAAAAAGAGCGCGAGAAACAGCAACGCAAAGCUAAAAGCGAAGAGCGAGCCAUCCAACGCGAACUCAAAGCUCAACAAAAGCUCAAACAACAAUCAACCCUCAAUUUCCAGGCAGUCAAACGGCCCAACGACAACGACGCUGCCACCAACAAAAAGCAGAAAACCAUCUCCACCCUUCCCACAACGAACAUACCCUCGGGUCCGCUACCACCACCGACUUCUACAUCACCACCCCUGGCAUUCGCCAACGCCCCUACUACUAUUUAA
Sugiyamaella lignohabitans is the source of this 1932-nucleotide messenger RNA. It is a transcript of the gene HST4, whose product is annotated as Hst4p. The coding region runs from base 1 to 1932 and encodes 643 amino acids. Gene Ontology annotation, cellular component: mating-type region heterochromatin. The record is from RefSeq and is a predicted model, not a curated record. The transcript has a single exon. Gene Ontology annotation, biological process: pericentric heterochromatin formation; negative regulation of transcription by RNA polymerase II; replication-born double-strand break repair via sister chromatid exchange. Lineage: Eukaryota; Fungi; Ascomycota; Dipodascomycetes; Dipodascales; Trichomonascaceae. Gene Ontology annotation, molecular function: NAD+ binding; histone deacetylase activity, NAD-dependent.